Messenger RNA from Solanum pennellii, 1028 nucleotides. RefSeq names its product F-box protein SKIP19-like. Bases 42 to 875 code for a protein of 277 amino acids. Lineage: Eukaryota; Viridiplantae; Streptophyta; Magnoliopsida; Solanales; Solanaceae. The transcript has 2 exons. Gene Ontology annotation, molecular function: protein binding. The record is from RefSeq and is a predicted model, not a curated record.
AACGGUUCCUUUUAAAACCUCUGUAAAACCCUAGAAGAACAAUGGCGAUGGCGGAAGAGCCGCCAUGGAUGGAAUUACAGGAAGGUAUAUGGGAAAACAUAUUACAGAGGCUGGGUGUUAUAGAAAUACUGAAGACAGCUCGUAAAGUGUGCAGAAAAUGGAGGCAAAUAUGCAAGGAACCAUCAAUGUGGCGAGUCAUUAACAUGCGGAAUAAUGGGAAUCUCACUGAAAUCGGUUACCAGUUAGAGAAAAUAUGCCGCCGUGCCGUUGAUCGGAGUAGAGGUGAACUUAUUGAUAUCAAUUUGCAGUAUUUUGGCAAUGAUAAGUUGGUUCAGUACAUAGCUGAAAGAUCAGGAAAACUGAAGAGGCUCAGUAUUGCCUGUUGCUAUUUUAAGGUAUGUGAAAGCUUGAUUGAAGCAGUUCAAAAGCUCCCAUUGUUGGAGGAGUUGAGUCUCACACACACUGCCAUGACGAUUGAAGGCAUUGAAGCUCUUGGACACUGUUGCCUGCGGUUGAAGUCAUUUGAAUUUAACAAGUCAUUGUAUAUGGGAUCAGUCGAUGACUCUGAUAACGAAGAUGAAAGAAAUGAAGAAGCUUUAGCUAUUGCUAAAAACCUACCUACCUUGCACCACCUUCAUCUCAUUGGGAAUAGUAUGACAAAUAAAGGCCUCCAAGCUAUUCUUGAUAGUUGUCCUCUUCUUGUAUCUCUAGACUUGCGUCUGUGCAAAUAUGUUACCUUCAACAAAGUCUUGAGUAGUAGAAUUUCUGGGAAGAUUAAAGAUGUGAAGCUCCCUCAUGAAUCUCUCGAGGGUCUUGAAUUUUCAUUCGAGGCUUGUUGGGAUGAGGAUUUGUCUGAUAGCAUGACCGAUGAUUAGUGAAGCUCUGUACUUUUUAGCUCAUUGGGUCAUGAACAGUUCCUUCAGGUGUUUUCCGCGAUAAUAAUAUGCAAUCCCCAUCCUCUUGUUGAAGAUCUCCUUGCAACUAUGUUAGUGUUGUUUUCCAAGAAUAGCAGGGACAUCAUUGUUUCU